GAGCAAAAUAAGAGAGCGGAGGGAUUUUGAAAAAAGAGAAAAACAAGAAGAAGCGUGAAGGAAACGCAAUCCGACGAGGGAGAAGCCGAAAAUCUAAGGAUUUUUGAAACUGGCUAAGAAAGGAGGAGACUCGACGGUGAAGCAGAAGGAGCAGCGGAGAAAUAAGAAGAAGAUUGAGUGAAGGAAAAAGAGAAGAGGGAUUUGUGAUUUGGUGGAGAUUUCGGCUAUAGAAAGAGAGCGUUUGGGCGAGUAAGGAAGAAAAGAAAAAAGAGGGGAAGAGUGGCUGAAUUGGGUAUUGACGAGAGAGUGGGAGCUGAGAAAGAGAGAGCAUAUAAGAGAGGGGAGAAAGGAAGGAGCUUUCCGGUUCCUUCGGGACACUUCCUUCUUCGGGUUUGAGAGAGGAAAAAUCUGAAAACAGAGUGAAAGAGGGAGGACCGAGUGAGAGCACGAGAGGACUUCAAUUUUGGAGCGAGCUUUAGUGAAAAAAGAAGGAAAUUCGGGGAAGAAAGGAGGGAAGAUUUUCUAAGCCAGAGGGGUGAAGCGGUGCCAGCAGAGAGAGGCAAAACAGAGUUGGGAAACAGUUUGUUAUUCGGGAACUCAGUAGGAAAUGGAGAACUUAACAAACAAUGGUCCUGCGGAGGAUGAAGAAGAAUAUGUUUUGCUUGAUCUAGAUGCUGUUGCUGGGCAAGUUGACAUCCCUGGAAAUGCACCAUAUGUAUUAUUUGGCCUGGAUACAUUGCACCCCAUAUUGAUAAUAGACAACAAAUUGAAGCUGAUAGGAGAAUAUGAAGAGACCAUUGGGACUUGCUUGGUUUUCUCUGAAGAUGAAGCUGCUCCUGUUGUUCGCGAAGAGGCGGGACCAUCAGAAGCUAACCUUCCUGCGGGCAAAUGCAUAGUCGAUCAAAAUCAAACACCACAAAAGCAAGUGAAACCCGUUGCUCGGCUCCAGAAGGUUUUGAAAUUCAAAGUGUUACUAGACGACGAUGAUCAAGAAAUAAUUGUUCAACCAACUACGACAACUUUAUGAGCAGGUGCUCCUUCCACUCUUGCUCUUUUCAUCUUCUCAGGAAAAAAAAAUUUAACCUGAUUUGAUACUUUUGUGAGGUAGAUCACCUUCCUCUUUACUGUUUAGAUCUGUUUAAACACAGGUCUUUUUUAUUCUAAUAAAUUCAAUCAAAAGUAACUUUUUAGGUGAAUGCACAUGUAUUGCAAUUUGUACAUAACCUAAUGUUGCAAUUUAAUGUAUAACUAAAUUAAUUUUAAU
Carica papaya (papaya) is the source of this 1264-nucleotide messenger RNA. RefSeq lists its product as uncharacterized. Gene Ontology annotation, biological process: transcription by RNA polymerase III. Gene Ontology annotation, cellular component: transcription factor TFIIIC complex. Lineage: Eukaryota; Viridiplantae; Streptophyta; Magnoliopsida; Brassicales; Caricaceae. The record is from RefSeq and is a predicted model, not a curated record.